GGUCAAGGUCACUUUGUGAUGCUGAAGAGAUUCUUAAAUGUAAUCGCUGUUAUUAUUCGUUUUGUGUUGUUUCGAUUGUUACUUCUGGCCCAAAUAUGUCGUAGAACACCAGAACAAAUGUUUCUGCAACCAGCUGUACAGAGCUCUUGGACUUUUGUUACCAGGAACCGUAGAGUGGUGAUAGGUAUACUUGUAGUGCUGGCUCUGCUGCUGUACCUCUGGCCCUCUCUACCAGGUUUUAGCCGCAAAAGUACUUAUGACAAAUCCAACCAGCUGGUGACCUGUGUUGAGGAGAAACUAGAAGCAUUCCAGGAUCAGGUGGGGCAGUUUGAUGCCUCCAUACAACACAUUCCAGCCUCAGAACAGGAGGCGGCGUACAUUCCAUUUGUAGGUAAUGGUUACAUAGGUGUAACAUACAAGGGUGAACAUGGGUUAACACUGAAGUAUGGUAGGGCCCUAUCUGUUUUUCUUCCCUACUACCCAAUGGUGCUCAGUCAGAUGGAGGGACAUGACUCUAGGGCAGCUACAAUCUCAGAAUACAAGAAUGGGGUCAUUUACACCAUAGACUGCUUCCAAAAAACUACAUUAUGUAUGACAAGUGGUAGUCAGAUAUAUGCCCACAGGUCACGUCCCUCCAUCCUAGUUCAGGACAUCAGAAUAUACAACCCAUCGGACAAUGCAAUGACAUUAGAUCUACUGCAAGUCGGAACUUCAGACUGGAAGGAUUCUUCAACACAGACAUUUAAGACAUCAUCUAAGUUGGAGCAAGAUGUAGACUGUCUUUUAACAACAGGCACAUAUCCUGUGCCCAAGUCAGAUAGUCUUGUUUUUGUGGUUGCUAUAGCAACAGUCAAAGUUCCUGAUACAGUAGAAGUCAAGUCUGGUGGGACAGUAAAGUAUCACGUCGUGACAUCAGUGCAAUAUUCAACUCCAAUCUCACAUGGAGAAGUUGAAGAGAAAAAGAAAGAAUUGGAAGAAAGUGCCAAAAAUGAUCUGAGCAGUACAUUGAAGAUUGAUGUAGUAAUGCUGCGGAAUGAACAUACCAAAGUGUGGAACCAGCUCUGGGAAUCUGGCUUCAGUAUUAGCUACUCACUAGCCCCCGGGGCUAUAAAUGGGAACCGUAUCAACGCAACCAUGUACUAUGUGAUGAGCAACCUACGAUCUCUCAUACAUGAAGUUAAUGUUAGUCCAGUGAAGAAACUUGAACUACAGAAACUACUUUUCUUUCCUGAUAGAUGCUAUAGUGGACAUCAUACUCUACAAGCACCAGGCCUAUGGAUAGAUACGCCAACUCAGGAAGAUACUCUAGAGGUGGUCAAUAGGUGGAUAAUCACACUAGAAAAGCAGGGGUGUAUUAGUAUGCUGCAAGCAGGAGCUGAUGGUGCCUUACAAGCAAUGAUCUUAAGUUUUGGUGCAUUUCAAUUCACACACCACCAUUUAGAGUUCAAAACUGAUCCUAAAGACCUCCAUAGGGACUAUUUGUUCAGGCGUAUAAACUAUGGUAAUAACACACAUGUUAAUGUUACUGUGGAGGUUGGAGAGGAUAAUAGGGCUAUGUUAUAUGCUGCUCUAGAUAAGAAUGACAAAGAAUAUUAUGCAUGUGAUGCUGGAUGCCUUGACCCACCUGUUAAAUUAAGUAAGCAGCAGACAUAUUUCCCUGUGAAGCUCACUCAGCCCAUGACAGCUGUACUGUACAUAACUGCAGACCAUGAGCACAUGCAAGAACUGAAGGUUGCCAUAAAUGUAAAGGAGGUCAAUUAUGCUCCAGCUCAUGAGCACCAUGUCAUUGCUGUGCAUAAACAUGGCCACUCAUAUGGUGGCUUACCAGCUAUCUUUUGGGUUUCAAUCAUCGUUCUCAUCAUCAUAUUUCAUCUUUUCCUCUUCAAACUCAUCUUCAAUGAGUAUUGCCAGGGACAAGCACGAUUUACAAGUGGGCGUUAUAACCUCUGAGUACUCACUCUGGUUAUUUCAAUUACUGUCAAGGAGAGCGUUGCGUUAUGAGUAAAACCUGACUAACCAGAAGUCACUGUGUACCCAUCAGGGACAGGCAAGAUUCUCAAAAUUAACGAUGCUAUCACUGAUGGUCGAUAGAAGUAUGUCAAGGAAUAAGGAUAGAAGUGGUAGAAUCAUAUCGUUUUUUUCGGUAUGUGUACAAAGUACAUGAUUCGUUCCAUAAGAUAUGACAUCAGCCAAUACAGUAGAACCCGCUUCUGACUUGAUUGCGAAGAAUCAAGUGCCUGGGACUAGGUUUGUAGGAUAAUAAGCAGUAUCAAAUAGGCCUACUCUGAAUUAAAAACACAUGGAUUAUUAGCAGUCAAGAAAUCAACUGAUUUGCAAGAUUUAAUUGACUGGAACUAAAAUGGCAGAAUGAGAAGGCAAGAUUCAAAUUAUCAGUAUCCUUUUGAGUAAAAAGAACUGGAUUAUUAAUGCAGUAAUUGUGUAAAAUUAGGCCUAGUUGUCAGUGGAACAAUUUUGGAAGAACCAAAGGUAUUCCACUUACACAAUUUUUACUGAAUUUCUAUUUGUAUGCUCUGCCUUAGGUGGCAAAGCUCUACGUCUAGCUCAUGGUUUUAAGUCGAUUAUUGUUGUGAUGAUUAUGAUGCAAAUACAUGUAACUGAAUAUGCUGUUAUAAUCAAUUAUUUUUUUUAUUAAAAUAG
This is a messenger RNA of Owenia fusiformis, 2658 nucleotides long. NCBI's taxonomy places the organism in Eukaryota, Metazoa, Annelida, Polychaeta, Sabellida, Oweniidae. The record is from the annotation of a GenBank genome assembly.